UUCUUCGAUGUAGCUAAAAAUAUUUAAUUGUUGCUUUUAGAAUAUAAGUGUAAUAAAAUGAAUUCUAGUUUGAACAUGCACAGGUAAUUUUAAUUUACUGUUUCUGCGGAUAAAAAAUCGUUUCGCUCUAUUAAAAAUGUCUAGUAAUUCUCUUUUAUUCUCAAUCAAUAAUGAGGGUAAAGUAUACGCUCUCUCGACUAGUGGAUCUUGUUGGAGAGAAUUUAUGUAUCUUGGCAUAGAGUUUAAGACAUUGUCAGCUGUGCCGCAUUUUUUGUGGGCGGUUGGAGGUGAUCGUCAAAUUUACCUUCACGUCCACGGUCUUGAGAUACCAAUUCGUGUAAAAGAAGAGUCCUAUGAGAACGAGAGAUGGCUUCCAUUAGAAGGUUUUUCUGGACGACUACUACCAACAGACAGAUACCAUUUUUCGUCCCAGGAUGGUAGUAAAGAUAGGUCAAUAGAUUCCAUAAGACUUCCUUCUAUGGCGUGGCAAUGGGAAGGAGACUGGCAACUAGAAUUAACAUUGGAUGGUCAACCAUUAGAUCAUGAUGGAUGGAGUUAUGCAGUUGACUUUCCUGCACAAUUUGGUCCAGUAAAGCAGUGGAAGUCUUGUGUUAGAAGAAGAAAAUGGAUCCGAUAUCGAAAGUUUAGUGCAAUGAAUUCAUGGUGUGCUAUAGCUCCUCUCCAUAAAGAUCCAACACAAGAACCUUUUAUUGAUGUUAAUAUUGGUGGUAAUCAGAUUCCGUAUGCUUCACCGGGCACACUUGCAGUAUGGGCUAUCACAGCACAUGGACGUGUCAUGUACAGAACAGGUGUCAGUACAAGUUCUCCUGAGGGACAAAAAUGGAUCAAUGUGAGUAUUCCACCAAAUUGUGAUAUUAAGCAAAUUUCUGUAGGCCCUACAGGGCUUGUAUGGGCUUUAUUAUGGACAGGGAGGGCUAUUAUUAGAAAAGGAGUUACCAAAGAUUGUCCCACGGGGGAUGGAUGGCUUGAAGUCAAAUCUCCACCUGAAACAAAACUCUCUGUCCUCUCAGUUGGAGUUAAUGUUGUAUGGGCUGUGAGCACUGAUACUAGAGUAUGGUUUAGAAAAGGUAUUGAUGGGAAUUCAGCAGGAACUUCAGAAAUAGCUGCAAUGGGCACUGGAUGGUUGGAAAUGAAUGGGAAUAUGGUGCAUAUUUCUGUAGGCAUCAAUGACCAAGUUUUUGCUAUUGGAGAAUCCAACAAGAAUGUUUAUUGGAGAAGUGGAAUAACUCUGGCUGAGUUGACUGGUAAAAGAUGGAGGAUGGUGCAGGCUAAUAUGCAAUUAAGUCGUACAUCAAGCACAGCAAGUAUUAUAUCAUCUGCUUCAAAUCCCAAACAUCACAGUCUCAAUAUGUUAAAUGAAUCAAACACAAGUGAGUUAAAGUCAAACAUCCACUUGCAUAGUUCUUGGGAAGAAUCACAUUCUGCACCCAUUGAGAAUACCUUGCCUAUUAAAUCUGCAAGAGAAUCUAGAGCCAAGAAAAGUAGUAACAUUGAGACCAUUGACCUAAGUGGGAAAAGUUAUGAAACCACAUUAAAAAAUCCUCGUGCUUGGAGCCCUGUACGCAGUGUAGGCUCUGUUGUUGGUAUGGAAGCUCAACCAGACAGUGACAGCAGUGUAUUUGAUACUGACUCAGGAAUGUUCUUUGAUGAUGAAGUAAGUCAAACAGCUUGGGGAACCUGUGAUACAUCCUGGGCCUUUGUGGAAGCCGGAGGCUGUUCUGUAGACACAGUACAAGUGCCUCAUUGGUUCUCAGACUCACAAAAUGCUUUUAAUUCUGAUAUUACAGCUAAAUGGAGAUUUUCAAUAUUGGAGAGUUUAAAAAAUAGGAACAGUAUGGAUGUUGAUUUAUCUCGCUAUGGUUUAGCUAUUGAAGAGAAAGGUUGGACUAGAAGCAGUGAGGCUAGAUUAGUUACUGCUAUUAACUCCAGUGAGGACUGUAUAAUAUCUUUGUAUUGGCAUGCUACUGAAAAUACUGGCACCUUAUCUGUCUUCCAACCAGAUGGCACUAUCAAGUUUAUUCUUAAUUUAGGUGAGAUAAGCAGUAUUACUACAUGUUCAGAGCCAGGAAAUCCCAGAAUUUCUUUGGUAGUUCCAAACCAAAGUAAAGAUGUGAUUAAGAUACAAUAUAUGACAGAAAUGGAACAGGAGGAGUGGGUUAAUGUGUUAGUUGAUAUUACAUCUCAAAUACAUGGAUUGUCAGGAAGGCCUUCCAAUAACUCUGUAUGGGCUGUAACAAAUUCAGGAGAUAUACUGAACUGGGAUCCUUUACCAGCUAGAUUAAAUUGUGAAGAAAAUGGUAGAUAUACAAAAGAAUUUCAAGUGUUUGGAAAGAAUAUGACAUCUGGAUUUUCAACAGCACUGCACAAUAAUUUCACUCCUGGUUGCAUAUUGAAAAUGUCUGGAUGUUUAUUUGAUGACAUAACAAGAUUUCACAUUAACCUCCAGGGUCCAGAGGUAAAGAAACAAAGGCAUAAAAUAGAGACUGAAGUGACCGAAGUACCUUUUCAUUUCAAUGUCAGAUUUGAUGAAAACACAGUUGUGUGUAAUACAAAGGUUUCUGGUAAUUGGGGAGCAGAAGAACGUCACAAGCUACCCUUGGCUAAGGGACAAGAGUUUUCUUUGAAAAUUGUUUCGGAAAUUAAAGGAUUCACUGUUGUAAUCAAUGAUGAGAAGUAUUGCUCUUAUAAGCAUAGAAUGUCACCAGAAACAAUAACAUCUGUAUUAGUUCAGGGGCAGUUAAGACUUUAUACAAUGGAAUAUUCAUCAACAAGUGUGAUAAUUGGUCCUGAUGAAAUGUUCUGGCGUAUGAUGGGAGGCUAUUUACGCAAAGUUGAGUGCAGUCAGAAUGGUUUUGUAUGGGGAAUUUCUCAUGAUCACAGAGCAUGGGUUUACACUGGAGGUUGGGGCGGUGGUAAUUUGAAAGGAAUAGGAGGAAAUGAAGCUAUUCAUGCAAUGACUGAUACACAAACUUAUUGUGUGUAUGAAAAUCAAAGAUGGAAUCCAUUGUCAGGAUAUACAUCCACUGGGCUUCCCACUGACCGAUAUAUGUGGAGUGACAUCACUGGCAAACUAAAAAGAACGAGGGAACAUACCAAGCUACUAAAUCGACAUUGGCAUUGGGUAUCUGAAUGGAUGGUGGAUUAUAAUACCCCUGGUGGGGUUGACAAUGAAGGAUGGCAAUACGCCACGGAUUUUCCGGCUCCUUACCACGGAAAAAAGAUUUUUACCGAUUGCGUUCGACGGCGCCGAUGGUAUAGAAAAGCUCAAAUUAAUACCGAAGGUCCCUGGGUUCGCGCUGGAAAUACUGGACUACUUGAUAUUUCUAUUUGGACAAAUGGUAAUCAGGCUUCAGUAUGGGCAGUGACUGUUGGAGGUGACGCCAUCUACAGAACUGGAGUCACGCCCACAACUCCUGCUGGUGCUCAUUGGGAACAUGUGAAUAGCCCCCAAGCUUUACUGGCAAUAAGCACAUGCAAUAAUAUAAUUUGGACUGUUGGAAGGAAAGGAGAACUAUAUUAUAGACAAGGUGUAUCUGAAGAGAACCCUGGCGGUUCCGAUUGGAAACUAAUAGAGGCACCAAAGUGUGGUUUCACUUACGGCCACAAGGGGUCAGUCGGUGCUAAAGCAAUUUCUGUCACCAAAACCUCGGCUUGGGUUAUACUCACCAAUGGUGCGAUUGCUGUUAGAACUGGCAUAAGUAAAGAACAACUAGAUGGUAAACAGUGGAAAUUUAUAUCGGACAGCGAGCAAACAUACAAAGAUAUAUCGAGUAUCGAGGGUGAGGUGUGGGCGGUGCGCGCUGACGGGACGCUGCAGCGGCGGCUCGGCGUCACCGCAGAGCCCCCCGCCGGUACCACCUGGCAGACAGUGCUGCAUGCACACUUCAUGCAUGUAUCCGCCAGAGGAGGCUGCUUUGCAUAGUAUAGCCCUACUAACUUAUCUGACCCGGCUGCUAUAAGUAAAACUAUAUUACAAUAGCUCAAUGGACUGUUGUCUUUCUUUUAUUUUUAAAUCUGUUAUUUUGUCAGCUUUUUUUACUGCUAACAGUGAUACACCUUUCCCGGGCCAGAUAAGUUGGUCACAGUAUACUAGCAAAUUUAAUCAUGACAGUUAAAGUACUGCCUAUAGUUUAGAAUUUUUGGCUAUGUGAUAUAGGGCAUGUAUGAGUAAAAUGGGGCAUAAUAUUUUUGUCAAAUUUAAUUUUUAAUUUAUUGUAUUGAAAACCAAAAAUUUUUAUGUUUUUGAUUUAUUAUUUAAUCGGUUCUAAAAGAUAGAAGUUAUCGAAUCGUAAAGAUCAUUUAACCAGUGUUUAAAAAAAAAAGUGUACUAUGUUCUAAAAUAGCAGAAAAAAUUACAUACUUUUCAAAAUUUAACUCAUUCAAAAUUAAAUUUACUAUUUCGCUUAUAGUCGCUAACUAUUUUAUAUGGUAGCUAAAUGGCAGUGUUUUAGAUUUAAAUUGAGACCUGGAUUUAUUUAUUACUUGAAAGCUCUUAAACAUGUAUUAGAUUCUGUUUCAAGCUCUAACUAAAACUCUAAAUUCUCUAACCAUCUUAUAAUUCAUAUUUUCCAAGUAUUUUUUAUGUUUCAGGGUUCAAAAAAACAUUCCCAUAUAAAAGAUCUCUUGUAGAUUUAAAAUUAAAUGAAUUUAUUUUAGGUUGCUCAAAAAACACUUAUACACUUUUUUGUAGGUAUUUUAUUUAUUGAAUAGGAUUAAAUUUAGCUUUUUUAUUUAUAUCAUUUGUAUAAUGUACAUAAACGGCUAGUCAGUCUAAAUUAUAGAUAAUUUUUUAUUCUUAUUAUUAUACAAAAUAAGAUUAUAAGCAAAAGUAUUAAAAGAUUGUACCAAAAAUUUAAGCUUAA
Papilio polytes (common Mormon) is the source of this 4883-nucleotide messenger RNA. RefSeq names its product tectonin beta-propeller repeat-containing protein 1 (gene Pex23). The transcript has 6 exons. Gene Ontology annotation, cellular component: membrane. Gene Ontology annotation, molecular function: carbohydrate binding. Lineage: Eukaryota; Metazoa; Arthropoda; Insecta; Lepidoptera; Papilionidae. Bases 137 to 3943 code for a protein of 1268 amino acids. The record is from RefSeq and is a predicted model, not a curated record.